Brachypodium distachyon (stiff brome) is the source of this 897-nucleotide messenger RNA. Its product is annotated as ethylene-responsive transcription factor RAP2-3. NCBI's taxonomy places the organism in Eukaryota, Viridiplantae, Streptophyta, Magnoliopsida, Poales, Poaceae. Gene Ontology annotation, biological process: regulation of DNA-templated transcription; ethylene-activated signaling pathway. The record is from RefSeq and is a predicted model, not a curated record. The transcript is spliced from 2 exons. Gene Ontology annotation, molecular function: DNA binding; DNA-binding transcription factor activity. Bases 116 to 775 code for a protein of 219 amino acids.
CUCCACGCUCACAACACCCACCUUUCGGCCUCGUUUACUAUCAGCACCGCAGCAAGAUUGCAUAGAUCUUUUCUCAAAAAAGAGAAAAGAAAGAUUGCAUAGAUUAUUACCAGCAAUGUGUGGCGGUGCGAUCAUCCCCGACUGCAUCCCGGAGCACGACCACCACCGCACAGCCGACUUCUGGCCGCUCGCCUCGGACGCCGGGCACGAGCUCUACCCGGCUGGCCUGAGCCUGACCGGCGCGUGCAAGUUCCCACACUACCAAGAGCCCGCGGAGCCGAGCAGGAGGCGGGAGGGCAGUAACAACAAGCGGGAGAGGAAGACGGCGUACCGCGGCAUCCGGCGCCGGCCGUGGGGGAAAUGGGCGGCGGAGAUCCGGGACCCCGGCAAGGGCGCGCGGGUGUGGCUCGGCACCUUCGCCGACGCCGAGGCUGCCGCAAGGGCCUAUGACCGCGCCGCGCGCCGUAUCCGGGGGGCCAAGGCCAAGGUCAACUUCCCCAACGAGGACCCGCCCCCCGGCGACGAGGUCCCCGUCCACCGCGGCACGGCGAUGGCACCCUUGCCCUGGUACUACGACGACGGUGACGGUGUGUCGGGCCUCUGCCGCCAUCCAUAUGACGUCGCCGGCAACGACGUCGUCACGGCGGAUGAGGGGCCGGCGGCGGCGGCUGCCUACGUGCACCACCAGAUGCCGCCACAGCAUCAGCAGCAACAGGAGGCUGGGUUGGAGCUCUGGAGCUUCGAUGACAACAUCAACAUGGCCGUGUCUAUGUAAUUAGUGGUGAAAUGAUCGACUUGAAGAUGUCCUUUCCAUAUGGUUUGGUUUUUGUAAGACCCUCGAAGUUCUUUUUUCGAAGAUGAAUACCCAAUAAAUAAAUUUGUAGUGCUUCACGGUUG